GCGGACUCCGCAGCUCUGCCUCGAUUUCCUUUUCCUACAUCCCUGCUCUGAAGAAAGCCUCAGUACAAUGGCGCCCAAGUCAGCUCUUCUGUUGUUGCCUUUCGUAUUUAACUUGGUCCACGGCCAGAGUCGCUGUGUCAGCCCCCUCUUUACAGAAGAGCCUGACAUCAAAGACGUUGUUACCAACCCAUCCUGCCCAGGCGAUUAUGGAAAGCUUGUCCAAGCCGAUGAUGGAGGCUUCUUCCGCUUACAAUGCUGCACGCACCAACCGAGCGGCAUCUCCAGCGUUGGAAGUGCAAGCAACGUUGCCUCUUAUAACGAAUGCUUGAGUCUCUGCCUAAGCGACGCAUACCCACUUUGCGAUAGUGUCACGUAUGACAUCCAUAAAAAUUGUGGGAUGUACCAAAAUGGAGGAUUCUCCACCGUUCCAUGUGGUAAUACUGAGCAUGACUGGCUCUACUACAUUGAUCCCCCCCCUCAACCGGCUCCCAAUGACCAGACCGUCUUGUGUUCGACCGAGUGUCCUACGGCACAUGGGCAAAAAUAUGUCUCUGAAUUUGGCGAGCUCUUCCAUAUGGAGUGUGGCAAACGACACGGCACUGUUUCCUUCCGUGAAGACACCCAACCUACUUACCGGGAUUGUAUUGACAGCUGUGCUACCAUCCCCAAGUGUGCCAGCGUGGAUUACUCGAACCGCACAAACACCUGCUACUAUGGUACUCAUUCUGGAGCUCCCCCGGUGAUUGCGCCGGGUUAUUACAGCGCAUACUCGCUCGGAUGCGCAGGGGCCUGUGACAAGGACGACGAUGGCUGCUGCUGUGGGCAGAAAAAAUGUCGGGGCCGAGGAGCUGGUGACAGUCAUGAUGAGCUUUAGAUGGUUUGAAUUUGAUUCUUUCAAGUGUGGAGAGGGGGCUUACUAAUGCUGAUGGCUUGCUCAUGCUGAUGUUGCUUGGUUGUUUGAGAUCCAUAGUCAAAGCUACUUCUUUAUACUACAGCUCAUUAGGAAUUGAUCUAGAUAUAAAGAAAAGAAGUGAC
This is a messenger RNA of Penicilliopsis zonata CBS 506.65, 1035 nucleotides long. RefSeq lists its product as hypothetical. The record is from RefSeq and is a predicted model, not a curated record. The transcript has 4 exons. NCBI's taxonomy places the organism in Eukaryota, Fungi, Ascomycota, Eurotiomycetes, Eurotiales, Aspergillaceae. The coding region runs from base 68 to 874 and encodes 268 amino acids.